AUGGCCGAACUACACGAAGCCCUCAAGAAUCUCUCGCCGAUUUCGUGGUCUGACAUACCGACUUCCGAAGAUGAAUUGAAGACGUACUUGAGGACUGCCUUCACGGCUGGCGAGGUCAUUUGCAAUUCCAUACCACCGCCAUCAGAGGGCACGCCCUUUUUGGAUGCCACACCGCACCACACCACGCCGAACUCUGCCAACUCGGCUGUCGAGAUACAUCCCAGCACAGCUCGUGCACCGCUCUCACAUCCUUCUCAUGCCGCACUACAAUCAUAUUGGGGAAAGCCGCUCAAAUCCUCGCCGAAAGAGAACCCUCAUGCAGUCAAUAUCUACAAGGUGUCAAGUAAAGAUCGUCAUGGCUCAUGGUUUGCUCGAAGGAGUGUGCAUGAGGGAAUUGGUUUCAACAAAAUGCGGGCAGCGAUGAAAGCAGAAUUCGAUGCAAGCCUUGCAGCAGAAAGUGACAAACCUGGAGCAGGAGCGAUCCGCGGCCUUGCGGCGGAUGAAAAAUUGGACACACGCGAGAUCACAGGUGCUGGAACCUUUCAGGCUUGGUUGUUGAGUGCUCAGUUUCCUGGUCCGGUCGCUGCUAGAGACUUCGUGGCGGCUGUGUGCACGGGUAGCGAAGCUUUAGGAAUGGAGUUCAGCGGGACAAAGGCUGCUGGUAGCGAGGGGAUGGCGGAAGACAAGGAGGAGCCGGUCGUGCCAAGACACUUCAUGAUCGUCUCAAGACCUCUACAAGAGCACCCCGAGGCUGGAGCGAGAUCAGGAUAUGUUCGUGCUCAGUAUGAGUCGGUCGAGAUGAUUCGGGAGAUCCCACUGAGCCGGGCUGGUAGAGCGCAACUCCGAGCUCGAGCGGUAGGAGGCACCAGCGACGAUUCAUCAUCAAAAGACAAUUCGGACGCGAAGCACAAAGACAGCAAGGAUGUCGGAAAAGAUGCGGAACCAUCUUCCUCGGCAAGCGCUGACAAGACUACUGAAAUUGCAGACGUCGACCCUGAACUUAAUCCUGUGGAAUGGCUCAUGGUAUCUCGAUCCGAUCCAGGCGGAGGCAUUCCUAGAUUCCUGGUGGACCGUGGCACACCGGAGACCAUGCUGGCAGAUGUAGGCAAAUUUUUGGACUGGGCAUGUAAAUGGAAGGUGGAGGGAGACAGUGAGGGUGAAGUCAUCCCACCGGCACCCAGACCCAGCACAAAUGUUUCGAGCAUAACAGAAGGUGAAGCAAAGAUACAGGCCCCACGAUCUGCCACUGAGCCAGUACCGACUCAAGGAGGUGGCAUACUCUCAAGUCUGACGAAUGCGAUCGAAAACAGCGUCGAAGCAUACGCCCCGAGAUCCGUCUCGUCACUUCUGCACUCCCGCCUUCAUGGUGCUUCGUCCUCGGACGAUGAAUCCGACACCUCUUCCUUGUCCAUCUCAGAUACAGCAUCUUUCAUGUCAGCAUCAUCCGGACAACUCCACCGUGAAGAUCCGCUCGUCCUCAAUGAUCACGCCAACUCCUCCACAUCCUCCCUUAGCGCUGCCGGGAAGGAAAAGCUCGAGAAACAUGAGAAAGAGCUUCAGAAGCUCUUACACAAGCGAGAAAGGCUCAACGCAGAACAUGCCAAGCAUCGCGCAGCGGAAGAAGCCAAACUUCGCCGUCUGCAAGCUUCCGCUUCGGAAGAAGCAGCAAAACGGAGUGCACGCAGGGAGAGAGAAAUGGAGAAGGCCAGCGAGAAACACCGAAAAGCCGUGGAAAAGUUGGAGGCAAGAGGUCGCAAGGAGAGAAGGAGAAUGGAAAACAAGGAAGCGAAGCAGAGGGAGAAAGAAGAGAAGAAACUGGAAGAGGAGGAAGAGGAGGAAAGGAAAAAGAAUGAAAGGCUUAACGGCGAAGGCUUAACAGCUCAAGAGGUUCGUGAUCUUCGAGAGAGAUUACUCCAAGCUGAGAAUUGGCGCAAGAUCGUUGAGGCACGCAUCGCGAGAGCUGUGGAAGCAGGCGGUGAUGAUGAGAAGGGAAGUUCCCGGUCUCGAAUCUCAGCCAUCCUCGAGGGCGUCGACGCGGAGGUUUCGGACGAGAUUCAGCGGACGAGAAUCACCGCACCUUCGACAACAACUCUUCCUCCAAUGUCGCCGCCUUAA
This is a messenger RNA of Dissoconium aciculare CBS 342.82, 2115 nucleotides long. RefSeq lists its product as uncharacterized. The record is from RefSeq and is a predicted model, not a curated record. Lineage: Eukaryota; Fungi; Ascomycota; Dothideomycetes; Mycosphaerellales; Dissoconiaceae. The transcript has a single exon. The coding region runs from base 1 to 2115 and encodes 704 amino acids.